GGACAGAGCUCAGAAGAGCGGAUCACAAUAGACGGGCGGGCGGCACAUUCCGGACCCAGCACCCGCAUCAGCAGCCAUGAAAGCGGCUCUAGACAUCAAGCCGACCCUGACCAUCAUCAAGACCGAGAAGCCGGAGUAUGAGUCGUACUCCUGUGCCGAUAUAGAGUGCGCUGAUGUUCCCCUGCUGACACCCAGCAGUAAGGAGAUGAUGUCUCAGGCUCUUCGGGCCACCUUCAGCGGCUUCACCAAGGAGCAGCAACGUCUUGGCAUCCCCAUUGACCCUCGAGAAUGGACAGACGCUCACGUCAGGGACUGGGUGUCGUGGGCAGUGAACGAGUUCUCCUUGAAGGGUUUAGACUUCCAGAAGUUCCGUAUGAGUGGGGCAGCGCUGUGCGCGCAUGGGAAGGAAUGUUUCCUGGAAUUGGCGCCGGAUUUUGUAGGAGACAUAUUAUGGGAGCACCUAGAAAUCUUACAGAAAGAAGACUCAAAACUGUACCAAACGAAUGAGCUGGCCCCAGCGUACCCAGAGUCCAGAUACAGCUCGGACUACUUCAUCGGUUACGGCAUAGAACACCCACAAUGUGUCCCACCAUCCGAAUUCUCAGAGCCCAGCUUCAUCACCGAAUCCUACCAGACAUUGCACCCUAUCAGCUCAGAAGAACUCUUGUCUCUAAAAUAUGAGACUGACUACCCCUCUCCACUCCUGCGAGACCCCCUACCGCCUGACGCGCUCCAGGGAGACUAUUAUAAUAUCAAACAGGAGGUUGUUUCUCCAGAUAACAUGUGUGUGGGACGGAUCAGCCGAGGUAAGCUCGGAGGACAGGAGUCAUUUGAAAGCAUUGAGAGCCAUGACAGUUGUGACCGUCUCGCCCAGUCCUGGAGCAGUCAGUCUUCCUAUAACGGCCUCCAGCGUGUUCCCUCAUACGACAGCUUUGACUCUGAGGACUACCAACCUGCACUGCCCAAUCACAAACCCAAAGGAACAUUCAAGGACUAUGUGAGAGACCGAGCCGAGUUGAAUAAGGACAAGCCGGUCAUCCCCGCCGCUGCCCUGGCUGGAUACACAGGCAGUGGACCCAUCCAGCUCUGGCAGUUCCUCUUAGAGUUACUAACAGACAAGUCAUGCCAGUCCUUCAUCAGCUGGACGGGGGAUGGCUGGGAGUUUAAACUCUCCGACCCAGAUGAGGUUGCCAGACGUUGGGGCAAAAGGAAAAACAAGCCUAAAAUGAACUACGAGAAGCUGAGUCGCGGUCUGCGAUAUUACUAUGAUAAGAACAUCAUUCACAAGACAGCUGGGAAGCGAUACGUUUACCGCUUUGUAUGUGAUUUGCAAAGCCUCCUUGGGUAUGUUCCGGAAGAGCUUCAUGCAAUGCUAGACGUGAAACCAGACACUGAUGAAUAAGGACACAGGCCGGGGAUGGGGGGGUGAUGGUGAAAAUCAAAGACAAAACCCUAGGGACCCAAACUGCACCCUCCACGCCCACAACGGUUUAUAUGCAUUGGAUGCAGAGGAUUCUGGGAGGCGAUCUUCCAUCAUUUGCGAGUUGGAAAUUGACUGUGAAUCUUGGUUACUGAAGAUCUCAGUCGGAUGUUGCUCACCUUAAGGCUGAAAUGGAAGAGCGACGCGAUGGCUUCUGUGAGCGAGCGUAUUCAUUCCAGACGUUGUGCCAGUAUUUCUCAUGUUUUGCUAAUGAGACCUUUUCCUUAUUGUCGGCGGCCAGCAGCGGAGAGACGGUGAACUCCAGCUUCCCGUAGGUGGAGGAGUGGCGCUGCCAUAUAUAAGGGGUAGAUUUUAUAUUUCAUGUUGUUUUUCAUGGUUUUUGUAUUUGUUUUCAUGAAGCUGAGUGUUUCAACUUACAGAAAUCUUACUCAGGACACAAUUCAUAACUGUAGCAACCAAACGCAGCUCUUCCUUGCACAAGUCUCGCUCCUCGGUCUCACUAAUUUAUGUCUUCUGCUGAGCCUCUGAGACUAUGGUUGCACCCACAUCCUGUUUGCCAUCUUGCGUAUUCCCAGAUUUUGUAUUUUUAUAGAAAAGGAAAAUAUAUGUAUAUAUUUUAUAAAAAAACAAAAAAAAAAACUGUAAAAGAGAAUUGUACAGAUUUAAAUUGCUUUGGUUUUUCCAAUGUGCCAAAGAGGGUUAAUAUGUUCUUUAAUGCUCCGCUAUGACAAUCUUGUGUGUGGCCCUUGAUAUUAGCACAGUAUAGGACGCUGUCAUUUCUUAAGGGUUCCACCUGUAACUAUUUUACUGUCUGGGCAACCAGGUCUACGAGAGGACCAGGAUCUUGUCCCCUUUAAGCUGAAAAGUCUACGGAGGUGGCCAUUGUGGAGAUGCUGCUGCAAUAUCAUUGUCCUCGCCAUCUACGGAAAAAUGAUACAGAAAUGCAGGGCUGCUCUACCCUAUACAUUCCAUGCGUCCUCUGCAGUAACCCUUUGCAAACUGACAGGCAUUGGGAAUACUUGAGUUUGUAAUUUUUUGUAUAUAUAUUUUUUUUUUAUCUAUGAGAAAUAAAGAUGAUUAUUUAAAGCACCAGUUCCUCUUAUGACUUCAGCGGAUAAUGAACACCCUCCAUGUUCAGACAUCUGAAUGUUUGUGUCCAUAAACCUGCCUUCUUUUUCUAUGUAUAAUUGUAAGGUCAGUUUGGCCAGUGCUUCAGUAUCGGGAGAGUAAACUGGUGCUUUAAAAGAGAUUGAUAAGCAUCAGUGAAGCACAGACCGUGAAGGCAAAGAGACUGGUCCUGUUCUUUAGGGUCCAUUCACACGUCCACAUCCGUUUCACAAUUUUGCGGAACGGGUGCGGACCCAUCUGCACUUCCGUUCCGCGGGCUCGCAAAAAAAUAGAACAUGCCCUAUUCUUGUCUGCAGCCGCGGACAAGAAAAGGCAUUUCUAUUAUAGUGCCGGCCGUGUGCGGUCUGUGGAACGCACAUGGCCGGAUCCGCAAUAUGCGGACCACAAAACAGUUGCAGAUGUGUGAAAGGACCCUUAAAGAGAAGAUAUGCUUAUAAAUCACAGGGGGGCAUGAGGACACCAGCUCCAGGGUUGUAUAAAGGAGCAGCAGGACAAUCUGGGAGGGAGGUAUUCUAGCCAAGUGUUACAGGUCAUGGAGUAAUCUGCAAAUCACGACAAUCACACAAUAUCUAGUGUUUUCUACUAUGCAACAAAUGAAUGUUAUUCAAACCCAAAUCCCAGUAUAUAGAGAUGAAUCUGCACAGCAUACAAUGUUUCAACCAGAUCUGUCUCCAUAGUGGACAAUCAGGCCUUACAUGGGGUGGGGG
Messenger RNA from Bufo bufo (common toad), 3276 nucleotides. RefSeq names its product ETS proto-oncogene 1, transcription factor (gene ETS1). Gene Ontology annotation, molecular function: sequence-specific DNA binding; DNA-binding transcription factor activity, RNA polymerase II-specific. The transcript has 8 exons. Bases 77 to 1402 code for a protein of 441 amino acids. Lineage: Eukaryota; Metazoa; Chordata; Amphibia; Anura; Bufonidae. Gene Ontology annotation, cellular component: nucleus. The record is from RefSeq and is a predicted model, not a curated record. Gene Ontology annotation, biological process: regulation of transcription by RNA polymerase II; cell differentiation.